UCGACCCUCCACGGUAGUUGCUUAUGUGGAAAGCUCACUUUCGAGCUGCUGGAUGUAACUGAGGAAGCCCAAAUGAAGACCUCGUUGUGCCACUGUCGCCCUUGUCGCAAAAUUUCUGGGGGAACGGCGUCACUCAACCUGACUGUGCCGGACAAAAACUUCGUUUUGAAAACCGGGGAACUGAAGAAAGUUCGCACCACUCAUGUUGACGAGGGUUUUGAUUUCUCGAUUGCAUUUUGUCCCGAUUGCGGGAGCCCGAUCUACGGGCAGCCACAUCCUAACCCGGGGGAUCCUGAGCUUGGAAUUGUGGUCAUCCAAGUCGGGACCUUGGACAACAUGGGCCCUUUGAAAGCUACGCCAACAGUAGAGAUUAACGUCAAGCAUCGACUGCCGUGGGUGGGCAAGGUGGAAUCGGCACAUCAAAAGAGGACGUAUGUAGACUAA
Exophiala aquamarina CBS 119918 is the source of this 444-nucleotide messenger RNA. RefSeq lists its product as uncharacterized. Bases 73 to 444 code for a protein of 123 amino acids. The transcript has 2 exons. Gene Ontology annotation, molecular function: carbon-sulfur lyase activity. NCBI's taxonomy places the organism in Eukaryota, Fungi, Ascomycota, Eurotiomycetes, Chaetothyriales, Herpotrichiellaceae. The record is from RefSeq and is a predicted model, not a curated record.